ACUCCUCCUGCGCUACUGAAGGGUUCCUCCGAAGCCUGUGGUCACAAGCUGCCGCUUCCUGGGAAGCCCAAGCCAAGACCAGGGACAGCGACGGGCCGAGAGGAGCGCACGGGGGUGGGGGAACCGCCGCUGAGGGUCCGGGACACCGGGGCAGGGCGACGGCGUGAGCAGUACCGAGGGGUCCAAGGCCGGGACCUUCUGGCCGGACCCCAGGUCGGGUGGAGGAGUCUAGUUCGAGGGGAGUAGAGGACAGAGAUCUCACGAGAUGGGUGCUGAGACACCUGGCGGGGAGAGGGGUGUGUCACGGCUAGUCCGGAGUAUUCUAAAGGGCUUGGCGGCAGAAAUCUGAGAUCGAGAGCAGAGGGAAAAAGUAAAGGCGCCAGGUCCGCAGGGUGCGUAAGAGAAGCGGCCAGGGGGCUUGGGGGGGGCCAGAGACCUUGAUGGAGGGGUCCUCGGACAGGUACGUGGCUAGGUCAGGGCAGGGGGCCUCUGCCCGGAGGGACCGGGUGUGUGCAAACGGUCGAGCUGGUGUGGCCUCCACCGCCAAAACAGAAACCGAAAGUGGCGCGGAAGGACCGGGCCUGCAGCGGGUGGAGCCGACAAGGGGCGGAGCCUCCCAACGCGGGCCCCGCCCCCCGAGCCGGUUUAAAAGACUGGUGCAGGGGCGGGCGCGGAGCAGAGCGAGCUGCGGCCGUGGCAGCUGCACGGCUCCCGGCCCCGGAGCAUGCGCGAGAGCCGCCCCGGAGCCCCCAGCCGCCCCGCCCGCGGCGCCCAGCGCCCCGCCGCCAGCGCACCCCCGGACGCUAUGGCCCACCCCUCCGGCUGGCCCCGCGUGUAGGAUGGUAGCACACAACCAGGUGGCAGCCGACAAUGCAAUCUCCACGGCAGCAGAGACCCGACGGCGGCCAGAGCCUUCUUCCUCCUCCUCGCCCGCGGCCCCGGCGCGCCCGAGGCCCUGCCCCGCGGUCCCAGCCCCGGCCCCGGGCGAAACGCAUUUCCGCACGUUUCGCUCGCACGCCGAGUACCGGCGCAUCACCCGGGCCAGCGCGCUCCUCGACGCCUGUGGCUUCUAUUGGGGGCCCCUGAGCGUGCACGGGGCGCACGAGCGGCUGCGCGCCGAGCCCGUGGGCACCUUCCUGGUGCGUGACAGUCGCCAGCGGAACUGCUUCUUCGCCCUCAGCGUGAAGAUGGCCUCGGGCCCCACGAGCAUCCGUGUGCACUUCCAGGCCGGCCGCUUCCACCUGGACGGCAGCCGCGAGAGUUUCGACUGCCUCUUCGAGCUGCUGGAGCACUACGUGGCGGCGCCGCGCCGCAUGCUGGGGGCCCCGCUGCGCCAGCGCCGCGUGCGACCGCUGCAGGAGCUGUGUCGCCAGCGCAUCGUGGCCACCGUGGGCCGCGAGAACCUGGCGCGCAUCCCCCUCAACCCUGUUCUUCGUGAUUACAUGAGCUCCUUCCCCUUCCAGAUCUGACCGGCCGCGCAGGCAGCAUUAACUGGGGGGCCGUAUUAUUUUUUAUUAUUAAUUAUUAUUUCCCUGGAACCAUGUGGGUGCCCUCCCCGCCUGGGUUGGAGGGAGCCGGUGUGGGGGGGGCGAGGCGCCUCCCCCUCUCGGCUGGAGACGAGGCUGCAGACCCCUCCCCACCUCCUGGGGGCGUGUCCCCCUUCUGGUGCUCCCUCUGGGUCCCCCUGGUUGUAGUAGCAGCUUAACUUAACUAUCUGGGGCCAGGACCUGAACUUGUACCUCCUACCUCUUCAUGUUUACAUAUACCCAGUAUCUUUGCACAAACCAGGGGUUGGGGGAGGGUCUCUGGCUUUAUUUUUCUGCUAUGCAGAAUCCUAUUUUAUAUUUUUUACAACCAGUUUAGGUAAUAAACUUUAUUAUGAAAGUUUUUUUUUU
This is a messenger RNA of Rhinolophus ferrumequinum (greater horseshoe bat), 1895 nucleotides long. It is a transcript of the gene SOCS1, whose product is annotated as suppressor of cytokine signaling 1. The transcript is spliced from 2 exons. Gene Ontology annotation, biological process: intracellular signal transduction; phosphatidylinositol phosphate biosynthetic process. Gene Ontology annotation, cellular component: phosphatidylinositol 3-kinase complex. The record is from RefSeq and is a predicted model, not a curated record. NCBI's taxonomy places the organism in Eukaryota, Metazoa, Chordata, Mammalia, Chiroptera, Rhinolophidae. Gene Ontology annotation, molecular function: 1-phosphatidylinositol-3-kinase regulator activity. The coding region runs from base 441 to 1469 and encodes 342 amino acids.